CUGGGGUGCAGCCCCCCGCCGGGCGGGCCCCUGCCUCCUCCGGGUCUCUCCAGGCGGUGGUAACUCGGGACUCUCCCAACCGGCGAGGACACGACACCCCAGGAACCCCCGGUGCAGGGUCCUGGCUGGGAUUCGGUGCCCAGUGAUGCUCCUGGCCCCGGUUUUUCCUUCCAUAACCUAAAAAUGUCAGGAUUUUCUCAUUUUCUAGCAGGAUCUCUCCUAAAAUCCCCUCGGGGCGGUCCCGGCUGAUGUUACCGGGCCCCCACCCCAGCUCGGCAGCACCCGGUUCCAGCUCCUCUCCCUCCCUGGCACAUCAGCAGGGGCCCGGUGUCCUGGUUUCCCCUGGGGAGAAGAUGCCGCUAACCCUGACCGGGGCCUCACCCCGAGUCCUCCCACGCGCCGCCAGGCUGCCCUGCCUGCUCUGCCCGUUACCUGCCCGCCUUCCGUUUGCGGCACGGCCAUCCCAUCCCGGUUAAGCGGGAAUUGGGGCACGCUCCCGCCUUGGCUUGCGAAACCAGCCCCGGUGGUUCCUCUUUCCACCCUCCGCCGGAGCGAAGCCGGCUUGUCCUUCACCUAAAUCUCUGCUCUGCAUUGGGGACUUGCCUCCCAGGGGGCGGGGACCCCCCGUCGCCCCCGCCCCCCAUCCCAGCCCCUUGGAGCCUGGGCUCAGCUCCCCACGGUGGGGAGGGGGAAACCGGCUUGUGCCCGAUGCCAGGAGGUGCCAACGUGAAAGGGAAGGAAGAGCUGGGAUGCGCUGACCCCACGGCAGGGGCGGCUUCCCCGCGCAGCAAUGGUGACGGUGGCAGCGCUGGGCUGCUUCUCCCUCCCUGUGCCCGCUGUGGUGCCCGUCGGGAACCUUUUUAAGGCACAAAGCAUGUUUCAGACCUUGUACAGCUAUUUUUGGUGGGAACGGCUCUGGCUCCCAGCAAACCUCACCUGGGCCGACCUGGAGGACCGGGAUGGACGAGUCUAUGCCAAAGCCUCCGAUCUCUACAUCACCCUCCCCUUGGCCUUCCUCUUCCUCGUCAUCCGGCACCUCUUUGAGACGUACGUGGCCACCCCACUGGCUGGGCUACUGAAUGUCAAGGAGAAGAUCAGGUUAAAAGCCACCCCCAAUGCCGUGCUGGAGAAAUUUUAUGCUGCCACCACCAAACACCCCAAGCAGGCUGACGUGGAGAUGCUUUCCAAGAAGAGCGGUUGCACGGUGCGGCAGGUGGAGCGCUGGUUUCGUCGCCGCCGCAACCAAGACCGGCCCAGCCUGCUCAAGAAGUUCAGGGAGGCCAGUUGGCGAUUCACGUUUUACCUUAUUGCUUUCAUUGCUGGCAUGGCUGUCAUAGUGGAUAAACCCUGGUUCUACGACCUCCGGGAGGUGUGGAAGGGAUACCCCAUCCAGAGCAUGCUGCCCUCCCAGUACUGGUACUACAUGAUUGAGCUCUCCUUUUACUGGUCCCUGCUCUUCAGCAUCGCCUCUGACGUCAAGCGCAAGGACUUCAAAGAGCAAAUCAUCCACCAUGUUGCCACCAUCAUCCUCAUCAGCUUCUCCUGGUUCGCCAACUACAUCCGUGCAGGGACGCUCAUCAUGGCCCUGCAUGACUCGUCAGACUAUCUGCUGGAGUCCGCCAAGAUGUUUAACUAUGCCGGCUGGAGAAACACCUGCAACAACAUCUUCAUUGUCUUCGCCGCUGUCUUCAUUGUCACCCGCCUUGUCAUCCUGCCCUUUUGGAUCAUGCACUGCACGGUGGUUUAUCCGCUGGAUCUCUACCCUGCCUUCUUUGGCUACUACUUUUUCAACUUCAUGAUGGUGGUGCUGCAGUCGCUGCACAUCUUCUGGGCCUACCUCAUCAUCCGCAUGGCCCAGAAGUUCAUAACUGGAAAGGUGGUGGAGGACGAGAGGAGCGACCGUGAAGAGACGGACAACUCGGAGGAGGAGGAGGAGGCGGCGAAGAACGGGCCCCUCUCCAACGGCCACCCUGUCCUCAACAACAACCACCGCAAAACCGACUGAGUGCCCUCGCCCUGUCUCUGUGCUGGCAGGGGCGGCCGGGGGCCCCGCUGGAGGCCAAACCCGUGAGAUGACAAAUCCCACCAAUGCCACCCUCACGUAGCGCCAAGGUCCCCGUUCCCUCCAUCCUCUCCCCUCCCUAGUCCAGUGGAGCAAACUGGGACCCCAGAGAGCCCGUCUCAGCCCCCAGCCCCCUCUGUCACCUCCUCCGGAGAGGAGCCAGGGCUCUGGGGGUGGCAACGGUUGCUGCUUCUCCGCCUCACGCUCACCGUUGGUGCCCUUUCUGCCUUUCACCUGCUGCCUUAAUCCACUGUGGUGCCCUGGGACAGGCAGAGCGAGGAUGGCUCCCACCAGCAUCCCUCUGGGAUGGCUCAUUCCCCUCCUCACAGCCCCCUCGGAUCCGCUGUGGCUGGAGAGCUUGGCUCCAGUCCCUCACUGGGCUCCAGCCCUGCGUUAUUCCCCCCUUUUCCUGACCAUCCCCUCGCCAGAGGGGAGCGUGUCCUGCAGUGACCUCUUCAAACACCGGGAAAAAGCCUUUUCCCCGACCCCGUCCGGCUUCACUGCCGGCACCGAGUGAGGGAGGGCAGUGGAAAAGCCGAAAAGCUGGUGCAGUCCCUGCUCCGCUGCCCUCGGAGGGCUGGGAGGGAGGAGUGGAUGAAGUCCUGGGUGUUUUAGUGGCUGAAUAUUGAGAUGACACUAUGGAAGCACGCGGGGGAAGGAAGCUGCGGGGUUUAGUCACUACUAGUGUCUCACGGAGAAGUUUAAUCCCCUUAUUUCUCUUCUGUAAAUGGGUUUCAAGUCUCUCCCUCUCUGUGGCCUCUCCUGGUCCCUUCCCCAACUGUAA
Haliaeetus leucocephalus (bald eagle) is the source of this 2846-nucleotide messenger RNA. It is a transcript of the gene CERS2, whose product is annotated as ceramide synthase 2. Gene Ontology annotation, cellular component: membrane. Lineage: Eukaryota; Metazoa; Chordata; Aves; Accipitriformes; Accipitridae. Gene Ontology annotation, biological process: ceramide biosynthetic process. The transcript is spliced from 11 exons. The coding region runs from base 791 to 2005 and encodes 404 amino acids. Gene Ontology annotation, molecular function: sphingosine N-acyltransferase activity; DNA binding. The record is from RefSeq and is a predicted model, not a curated record.